AUGGAUCGUGUGCAUGCAUUGCAGUCGCAGUGGGUUAAUCUCCCGCAGCCACGCAAAAUGAAGGCCCUUCGCAUCAUUGCUGCCGUCUGUUACGCUAUUGCCCUUUUCUUUCUUGUGAUAUUUACAUUUGGCGGCACUACAACCGCCAGUAGAACACCAGAAGCGGCAGUUAUCUUUACAGAGGCAACACCAGGGGGUAUCGCAGCACUACGGUACUUGUCGCUUCGACGAGAUGUUAACAUCGCCGCCGUUGUAAUCGCCAUCAAUGCGUGGAAUGUUAAUGUAAAUGCUGCACAUGAUAAUAUUCGUGCUUUUCUCGCAGCUAUGCGGGAGGAGAAAACACUUCACUAUGAUGUUCCAGUAUACUAUGGGAACAGUCUGGCACAGGUAAACGCACAUUUCUUAGAUGAUAUAGCAUAUACUACAGACACCAAUCCUUCCACAGGAGAGAGAAAUAUGAAUACUACCUCAUGCACCUACAGACGAGUACUUAGUCCUGAUAUCUUAAUGGACGCGGAUCGCCUCUUUGGUGGAGCAGAAUUGCUUGAUACUGUACAAAUUAGUGCCCCUACUUCAUCUUCCUCAAAAGAUAGCAAAAACAAAAAUAGUAAAAUCAGUCAAUUAGAGUUCUUUGAAGAACCCUUGUCGAGCUAUUUGGUGCAAAACACGGCAACGUUUCUGGUAUUAGGUCCAGCAACCGAUGCGGCAUGGUUCUUGCAACGACACAGCGAACAUAGAAAUCAUGUGAAUUCUAUUUUCUUUGCUGCUGGUGCUCUCACAUCUGACACAGAUCUACGUUUUGUGUACCCACCAAAUCGUCGUGCAGAACAGCACGCUUUCUUUGAUCCUCAUGCAGCAAAUUAUAUCGUAAGUGGUGCUCAUCGUAUUCCAGUAGAGAUGUUACCGUUAGAUGCCACACCGCAAUGGCCAAAGGACUUGUAUGAUUCUUAUGUUACCUCACGUGCAUCUUUGUCGUCUACAUCAUCCUCUAAAGUUCCAGUUUCUGCACAAGUGGUGGCACGUGCAAUUGAAGGCUACAGCAGACGACUUCGAACAGAUGUACCGCUGCCUGUUGCAGUGACAGCAGCAGCCUACUUUGCGGAUAUUCAUGUACGUGACAAGGCAACAGUAGCAGAGAUACCGAUUUUAGUGGCCAAUGGCGUUUCCAUGGCUACUGAUGGUACAGUUGGAACGCCAAGUAAAACACAGCAGCAUAGUGAAGUCUUUAAAGUGAAGGUUAUUAUGCAUUUGCAGGAAGCAACCUUCUGGAAACGUUUUGAGGCCGUGGAUAAUUUAGGAAAAUGA
Trypanosoma theileri is the source of this 1305-nucleotide messenger RNA. RefSeq names its product pyrimidine-specific ribonucleoside hydrolase. Lineage: Eukaryota; Euglenozoa; Kinetoplastea; Trypanosomatida; Trypanosomatidae. Bases 1 to 1305 code for a protein of 434 amino acids. The record is from RefSeq and is a predicted model, not a curated record. Gene Ontology annotation, molecular function: hydrolase activity, hydrolyzing N-glycosyl compounds. The transcript has a single exon.